ACAGACAGUUAUCGCGCGCGCUGUAUUCAAUGGCCGCCUGUUUUAGUUGUGUUAUAACGAAUAUUACAAAUAUAUAUUAGUUUAAUUUUAGUUUUGUUCUGCUUUGAAGUGCAGGUUUUUUUAAGGAUAUAUUAGUCUGUCGUUGAAUAUAUCUGAAGUGCUCAGAGUCGAUGUUAGCCUGCUUUCUUUUUUCGUGCUAGCAUUAGGCGCUCUGAACAGCUUCACAUUUUAAUUUUUUAUCAAACUCUCCGGAAUAAGUAAUUCGCCAUGGGCUACCUAAAGUUAAUAGAGAUCGAAAACUUUAAGUCUUACAAAGGCAGACAGAUAAUCGGGCCUUUCCACAAGUUUACAGCGAUUAUUGGGCCGAAUGGAUCAGGCAAAUCCAAUCUCAUGGAUGCCAUCAGCUUUGUCCUGGCAGAGAAGACCAGUAACUUGCGUGUGAAAACACUGAAGGAUUUGAUUCAUGGCGCUCCAGUGGGCAAACCUGCGGCGAACCGAGCGUUUGUGAGCAUGGUGUACCAGCAGGACAGCGGCCAGGACCUGACCUUCUCCAGGAUCAUCAUCGGCUCCUCGUCGGAGUACCGCAUCAACAGUAAAGUGGUGCCGCUGGCGGAGUACAGCGAGGAACUGGAGAAACUGGGGAUCCUCAUCAAGGCCAGAAACUUCCUGGUCUUUCAGGGUGCGGUGGAGUCGAUCGCCAUGAAGAACCCUAAAGAGAGAACCGCUCUGUUUGAGGAGAUCUCUCGCUCUGGAGAGCUCGCUCAGGAGUACGACAGGCUCAAGAAGGAAAUGGUGAAGGCCGAGGAGGACACGCAGUUCAACUACCACCGGAAGAAAAACAUCGCAGCGGAGCGAAAAGAGGCCAAGCAGGAGAAAGAAGAGGCGGAGCGGUACCAGCGGCUGAAGGACGAGGUGGUGCGCGCGCAUGUGCAGUUACAGCUCUUCAAACUGUUCCACAGAGAGUCCGAGAUAGAGAAGCUGAACCGAGAGCUCGCCCACCGCAACAAAGAGAUUGACAAGGACAGGAAGCGCAUGGACCGUGUGGAGGACGAGCUGAAAGACAAGAAGAAGGAGCUGGGCCGCAUGAUGAGAGACCAGCAGACCAUUGAGAAGGAGAUCAAGGAGAAGGAUGCAGAUCUCAAUCAGAAGAGGCCUCUGUACAUUAAAGCCAAGGAGAACACGGCUCACAAGAUAAAGAAACUGGAGGCGGCCCGUAAGUCUCUGCAGAACGCCCAGAAAUGCUACAAGAAGCGCAAGGGAGACAUGGACGAGCUGGACCGGGAGCAGGGGUCAGUGGAGAUGGCCCGACAGGAGUUUGAGGAGCGCAUGGAGGAGGAGGCCCAGAGCCAGGGGCAAGAUCUGCAGCUGGAAGAGAACCAGGUGAAGGCAUACCACCGCCUGAAGGAGGAGGCGAGUAAGCGAGCUGCUACACUGGCUCAAGAGCUCGAGAAGUUCAACAGAGACCAGAAAGCUGACCAGGACCGCCUGGACCUGGAGGAGAGGAAGAAAAUAGAGACGGAGGCCAAGAUCAAGCAGAAGAUCCGAGAGAUCGAGGAGAACCAGAAGCGCAUUGAGAAGCUGGAGGACUACAUCACCACCAGCAGACAGUCUCUGGACGAGCAGAAGAGGAUGGAGGAGGAGCUGACCGAAGAGGUGGAGCAGGCCAAACGGAGGAUAGAUGAGAUCAACAUGGAGCUCAACCAGGUGAUGGAGCAGCUGGGUGACGCUCGAAUCGACAGACAGGAGAACAGCAGGCAGCAGCGCAAGGCUGAGAUCCUGGAGAGCAUCAAGAGGCUGUAUCCUGGAUCAGUGUACGGGAGACUGAUUGACCUGUGCCAGCCCACACAGAAGAAGUUCCAGAUCGCUGUCACCAAAGUGCUGGGCAAAAACAUGGAUGCUAUCAUCGUGGACUCUGAGAAGACGGGUCGUGAUUGUAUCCAGUACAUAAAAGAGCAGCGUGGCGAACCCGAGACCUUCCUGCCCCUGGACUACCUGGAGGUCAAGCCCACAGAUGAGAAGCUGCGUGAGCUGCGUGGUGCCAAACUGGUGAUUGAUGUAAUCCGAUAUGAGCCGCCACACAUUAAGAAAGCCCUGCAGUACGCCUGUGGAAACGCCCUGGUCUGUGAGAACGUGGAGGACGCUCGCAGGAUCGCGUUCGGGGGACCAUACAGACACAAGACUGUGGCUCUAGACGGGACGUUAUUCCAGAAGUCUGGAGUGAUCUCCGGGGGUGCCAGUGACCUGAAGGCCAAGGCUCGGCGCUGGGAUGAGAAGGCCGUUGAUAAACUGAAAGACAGAAAGGAAAAACUCACAGAUGAGCUUAAAGAGCAAAUGAAGGCCAAGAGGAAGGAGGCAGAGCUGCGUCAGGUUCAGUCUCAAGCUCACGGUUUGCAGAUGAGACUCAAAUACUCUCAGAGUGAUCUGGAGCAAACCAAGACCAGACACCUGUCCCUCAACAUGCAGGAAAAAUCUAAGCUGGAGAGUGAACUUGCUAAUUUUAGUCCACGCAUUAAUGACAUCAAGAGAAUCGUCCAGUCACGAGAGAGAGAUAUGAAGGACUUGAAGGACCGCAUGAACCUGGUGGAGGACGAGGUGUUUCUGGACUUCUGUAAAGAGAUCGGAGUUCGUAACAUUCGUGAAUUUGAAGAAGAGAAAGUCAAGAGACAAAAUGAGAUUGCAAAAAAACGCCUGGAGUUUGAGACUCAAAAGACUCGCCUGGCGAUCCAGCUGGACUACGAGAAGAACCAGCUGAAGGAGGACCAGGAGAAGGUGAUCAUGUGGGAACAGACGGUCAAGAAAGAUGAGAGCGAGAUCGAGAGACUCAAGAAGGAAGAGCAGAGGAAUAUGAAGAUCAUUGAUGAAACCAUGGCACAACUGCAGGAUCUGAAAAACCAGCACUUGGCCAAGAAAUCUGAGGUCAAUGAUAAAAACCAUGAGAUGGAGGAGAUCCGCAAGAAAUUGGGGGGUGCAAACAAGGAGUUGACGCAGCUGCAGAAGGAGGUGACGGCCAUCGAGACCAAGCUGGAGCAGAAGCGCAGCGACAGACACAACCUGCUGCAGGCCUGCAAGAUGCAGGACAUCCGGCUCCCGCUGCGCUCCGGCACCAUGGACGACAUCAGCCAGGAGGAGGGCAGUUCUCAGGCCGAGGAGAGCCUCAGCAGCAGUCAGAAGGCAUCUAGCACUGUCCUAGCCAAGGAAGCUCUCAUUGAGAUCGACUUCAGCAGCUUGUCAGAAGACCUAAAGGACUCUCUGUCCGAGGACGAGCUCAAGGCGGAGAUGAACACAUUACAGCAGAGACUCAACGAGCAGCAGAGCAUCCUGCAGAGGAUCAGCGCCCCCAACAUGAAGGCCAUGGAGAAGCUGGAGAGCGUCCGAGACAAGUUCCAGGAGACCAGCGACGAGUUUGAAGCUGCCAGGAAGAGGGCGAAGAAGGCCAAGCAGGCGUUUGAACAGAUAAAGAAGGAGAGGUUUGACCGCUUCAAUGCCUGCUUUGAGUCUGUGGCCACCAACAUCGAUGAGAUCUAUAAAGCUCUGUCCCGCAACAGCAGUGCCCAGGCUUUUCUGGGGCCUGAGAACCCCGAGGAGCCAUACCUGGAUGGUAUCAACUAUAACUGUGUGGCCCCAGGCAAGCGUUUCCGGCCCAUGGACAACCUGUCUGGCGGAGAGAAGACUGUGGCUGCUCUAGCGCUGCUGUUCGCCAUUCACAGCUAUAAGCCUGCUCCCUUCUUCGUGCUGGACGAGAUCGAUGCCGCACUGGACAACACAAACAUUGGCAAGGUUGCAAACUACAUCAAGGAUCAGUCGGUGCAGAACUUCCAGGCUAUCGUGAUCUCCCUGAAAGAGGAGUUUUACACCAAGGCAGACUCCCUGAUCGGAGUCUAUCCAGAGCAAGGAGACUGCGUCAUCAGUAAAGUCCUGACCUUUGACCUCUCCCAGUAUCCUGACGCCAAUCCCAAUCCCAAUGAGUGACACAAUCACAUUCUUCAAAACGUGUGUUUCUCUGUACUUUCUAGAGAUCAGCUUGGCUUGUUUAGUUCUUAAUAUUUACACUUUU
Rhinichthys klamathensis goyatoka is the source of this 4054-nucleotide messenger RNA. It is a transcript of the gene smc1al, whose product is annotated as structural maintenance of chromosomes 1A, like. Gene Ontology annotation, biological process: sister chromatid cohesion. Lineage: Eukaryota; Metazoa; Chordata; Actinopteri; Cypriniformes; Leuciscidae. Gene Ontology annotation, cellular component: nucleus; chromosome; cohesin complex. The record is from RefSeq and is a predicted model, not a curated record. The coding region runs from base 268 to 3969 and encodes 1233 amino acids. The transcript has 26 exons. Gene Ontology annotation, molecular function: ATP hydrolysis activity; ATP binding; protein binding.